AUGAACCAAGUUCUGUUAUGGUUAGUUGUACUCGUUGGCUUCGUCGCCAUUGUUCUAGAAGCCGUUGCUGUACGGAAACGUGUUCUGAAAGGCUUCACGGUCUCCGGAAAUACGCCACCCGCAAGUCAAGGUCCAAGUCCAGACCGUAUUUCGGACAAUGUCUUGACUCUAACGCGACAAUCGAGACUUAGCAGACCAAAUUAUCUUAAAUCGAUGCGGCAAAAUAACCGAGUCAACGGUCAUAUGUUCGCAAUUGUUCCCCUCAUCGAAGAGGAAAUUAGUGCAGAAUUUGUUGCGGAAAUUACCUUCGGUAAACAAACUUUCCUCGCCGUUGUCGACACCGGUAGCUCAGAUACUUGGCUUGCAGAAACUGGCUUUGCAUGCGAAAGUGAUGUGACUGGGGACGCAGAACCCCAGAGUGCUUGUCUGUUUGGACCCACCUAUAACCCAAACAUGUCGUGUACUUUUACAAAAUUACCAGAUCUUCAUUUCUAUAUUGAGUACGGCGAUGGAGAAUAUCUUUUCGGAUUCAUGGGUACUGAAAAGGUUACCUUCGGUGGCAUUUCAGUCAAAAAUCAGGAAGUCGGAGUCGUCAAUAUUGCUGCCUGGGAUGGAGAUGGCGUAACUUCAGGACUCGUUGGAUUAGCAUUUUCGGCACUUACCUCCGCAUAUGCAGGAGCGAACGAAACAGAGAACACCACGUUCCCAGUGGUUUACAAGCCGAUCUUUACAAACAUGUAUGAAAGAAACCUUCUUGCACCCUUAUUUUCGUUUGCCCUUGUUCGCGGAAAUCAGUCAUUUGGUGGCCUACUAGCCUUAGGGGGGAUCCCAGAUGUACCGCAUUCGCCUAUUUUUGCGUCGACGCCAAUACAAAUACUUUAUAUCAACGGUAUGGCUUUUGAUGGAGAUGAAACAACGCCAGUGUAUACCUUCUACACAGUUGAUCUGGGUGGAUUUGUUUACGAAGGAAGCAACCUUACAAAAUAUAAUUCUUCAAGUUUCCUGACCAGCAUGUUUUCGUCAUCGGCCGGUACUCUUCAAGCAAUCGUUGAUACUGGAACUACUCUGCUCUACGUCCCAUCAGCCAUUGCAAAUGCUUCGAACGCACUUUUCAGCCCUCCAGCAGUAUACAACUCUACAGCCGGGGCAUUCACAGUGCCUUGCGAUGCUAUAGCUCCGAAGUUUGGAGUAUCUAUUGGCAGGGAAACGUUUUACAUUAACGCAAAGGAUUUGAUUUUCGACAAUGGAGAUACGACUUGCGUCUCUGGAAUUGUUGAUGGCGGUGAAGGUCCAUAUAUCUUGGGCGACGUUUUCUUGAAGAAUGUGCUUGCUGUUUUCGAUCUUGGGGCAAUGGAAAUGAGAUUUGCUGCAAGAGAAUGCUACUAG
Messenger RNA from Didymodactylos carnosus, 1386 nucleotides. The record is from the annotation of a GenBank genome assembly. Lineage: Eukaryota; Metazoa; Rotifera; Eurotatoria; Philodinida; Philodinidae.